Molecule: messenger RNA, 5160 nt
Organism: Saccostrea echinata
Lineage: Eukaryota; Metazoa; Mollusca; Bivalvia; Ostreida; Ostreidae
Exons: 1
Coding region: 1-1989 (662 amino acids)
Source: RefSeq, a predicted model, not a curated record
AUGAACAAGGGUCCGAAAAAUUGGCAGGACUACUUUGUGAUGCCAGUGCGAAUAUGCAACUCUCGGAGGAAAUUUUCGCGUGUCAUUUGUGGCACCUGCCGGGGAAGAUUUUUACUUGCAUGUGUGAUGAUAGUUGGAUUUACGUACAUCAAUAUGCUUAUUUAUAUGCCUGUCUUCCAAGUGUUCCGUAACAAAAAUAUACAUGCUCCCUGUCUACUUCCGGUUUUUGACAUGUAUGACAAAUCCAUCAAUGAUCAGUUUUGGUCCCAACAGCCUCUACCGUGCGAGAAUUGGUUAGAUUUGUUUUUUGUGUCACCUUUGGGGAAUUUAACGUUGAAUCAAACUGCCGUCCAGUUGUCGGGGCUACGUAAUAUUCGAUGUCAUUAUAGAUACAUAAUACGCAAAUCGGAAACAAAAUUUGUGUUUUCUGAGAAAAUUGAUUACAUUUCGCCUAAGUAUUUGGAUGGAGAUUUUGUUCAUGUGGAAUGUUUCGACAAUCAAAACAAACGGGUGUAUAACAACCUUCACUUCAACGUGGACGCUAAGCCGUUCCUGAAAUCAAGAAAACUAGUGAACGAGUCUCUGGACAGACUAAGUGUUAUUUCUUUUGGUUUGGACUCUGUUUCCAGACUCAUAGCCGAAAGAAAACUUCCAAAAACUAUGAAGUAUCUUCGCCAGUCUUUAGGUGCAUAUGUGUUUACCGGACAUACUCGUUUAGGAGACAGUUCAUUUCCAAAUUUAAAUCCAUUAUUGACAGGGUUGAUAUCUGAUUACACCAAUCCCAUUCCACCUGUACAUCAGUUGCCUUUCAUAUUUAAGAAUUUUUCGGAUCAAGGGGCCGUUAAUGUUUUUGUGGAGGACUGGUAUGAAGUUGCUACAUUCAAGGGUUUUACUGACCAGCCCACCAUGCACUAUUCACAACCACUAAUUCAAGCAAUGGACCAAGUUAGACCGUCCUACCUGGCGAUUGACAAAAGUUUCCAGUUUCUUCAGAGUCAUAAUAUUCCUCUUCGGAAAGUCUCGGCAUUGUGUUUUGGAAAUGAAAAAAGAUAUAAAAUCCUUAUGAAUUAUUACAAGAGAUUUAUUGAGAAAUAUGGAAAUACUAGGAAAUUCGCAUUUUCUUGGAUUAAUGAACUUGCCCAUGAUUUCUUUAAUAUGGUGGAACUGGCGGAUGAGGAUAUUCUCAAUCUUUUCAAAUGGCUAAAAGAGUCUGGGAAAUUAGACAACGCGGUUCUUCUGUUUUUCAGUGAUCACGGGCCACGAUACAGCGAGAUUCAGAAUACAGACAUAGGCCGGGUUUCAAACCUCCUACCACUGAUGUCAAUUGUUCUCCCGAAACGUUUGACUGAAAAAUACCCGCAUAUAGCGCAUAACAUGAAAAUGAAUACUGAACGACUUACUACAAAUCACGAUGUUUUUCUAAUGCUGAAAGACAUAUUGCACGCUAAUUACGAGGAACAGCCCGUGGUGAAACCUGACGAAAACGGCAUGUUGCCAUAUGAAAUCAGUUUAUUUAGGGAAAUUCCACCUUCCCGCAGCUGUGCAGAUGCUAGAAUUUCGGAUGUCUUUUGUCCGUGUUAUACGUCAGUGAGGGUAUCGAACUCGGAUGAGAGAAUAAUACAGUCAGCGAGGCUUGUUGUUAAUAGAAUAAACGACAUUCUAAAGAAAGUUCAAUCAAAGUGUGCCAAGGUUAAAUUUGUCUCUAUUCACCAUGCUUCCUUAAUAUUCCCAGAUAUGCAGCGCGAUUCAUCGCAAGAACGCGGCUUCUCAUUACGAGGUUAUUUCUUGAAAGUAGAAAGUUCCACGCGUUUUCUAAUAAGCCUCAGAACCGAGCCUGGAGAUGCUUUAUUUGAAGCACGGGUUGAUUAUAAAGACCCUAGAGACAUUACAAUCCUAGGAAAUAUACUGAGAACGAACGCGUAUGGAAAUCAAUCGUCAUGUAUUGACCACGGCGACAGGAUUAGGCGAUUAUACUGCUACUGCAUCUGAACGUCAGCAGUCAUGAUAUUAUACAGGAGAACCGCAGAUGGAUUGUCUCUCUAGUUCAGAGCGGAUGCGCUUCCGGAACAAUGACCUCUGAUAAUCGGCAGGUGAAUGACCUCAGGUUCACAAGAGAUAGAUAAUGUAUGUAAAUAGUACCUCCCCAAAGAGUUAUUGUGACAAGGUAGUAGAUAUUUAUUUUGUGAAUAUAUACACAGGAAUGUAUAUUGAGACAUUGAGAGGAUCGGGGGUGCUGCGUAUGGGUUCUGUCAAAUGUGGCUGCAAAUUGAUAUUUUUAGGAUGAAAAACUGAAAAUGAUCUCAUUCUGUGUUCAUCACACACACAAUCUUAUUUUCUGAUUUAUUUAUAGAAAAAAAGUUUUGUUCUGCUGAAGUAAUCCAAUACGUUGUCUUUUAUUGAUCUAAAGAGGUGAAAGAAAUUUUAAUUCAUGAAAACCUUCUCGGAGCAGUAUAAUAUUGGUGCAUUAUUUUGAACAUAUAGCUUUUAAUUAAGCCUGUGAUAAAGUGUCAGACAGCAGCUUAGAAUCUUUAUAUUUCUUAUACAUUGCCUUAUGAAUACAAAGUGUCGUCAAAGCUCAAUAUCUUUAUUGUUUGUGAAUGUGCUGUAUUUUUGCUUCAUUGUAUUUUUUCUAUACUUUACAUGUGUAUUUUUCUAUAUAUUUGUAUGUAAUUAAGCAUGACUUGCUAAAGUUGAUUCUGUGAUACAAAAUCCAUUUGUCAUACUCUCGUAAUCUGGUCAUUAUCGCCUACAAAAAUGACACCCACUUGGCGCUGAGUGUCAUUACUGCCUAUCUUGUGAGGACCAUAAUGAUACAAUGAGCCCCCUUUUGCUGAUUCAUAAACCAUCGCUUCAUCCAUUCAUUUAUUGUAAGAUGUAUUAUAAGUAUCUACUCAAAAAGUUAUUAUCAUAUUUUACUUCUACCUUACUAUUUUUAAAAAAUAAGAAUACGUAAAUCUGACGUUAUGGUGACUGGUAAAAUAAAUAUGAUAGCCAUUGAAUCAUUUGGGUAGGUUUUAUAGAGGGGAUAAUGGAAUAUAAAUAUUCAUUGGUUGGAUACUUCACUUCCUAAGAUUUAUGUAGACUCUAUCAUUUUAAAUUUCGUGUAUGAUAGAUUUCGUGUAUUUUCACAUCAUUUAAGUAUCAAUGCAAUGUGUAAUUUACACAGGUAUUUUUUUUUCGAAGUGUUAUACAUUGACUUUUUUUUUUCAUCUACAAUCAAUGCAGCUUUGUUAGUAAAUUGUUGCUUUUUAUCAGCAACUGUAAGAUAAAUGGUAUAUUGAGUUAAUUAAUUGCUCUCACUAUGCAAAUUUUCAGUGUAGGUGUGUAUGCAUUCUUGAAUGUCGCAUAAUAUAUCAAUUCAUGCAUGCAGUUCUCGUUCUUUUAUUUCCACUAUAUAUACCGUUUAUAUUGUAAAUUGAUUUAUUAUUUUUUUACCCUAUACAUUUGAUACUAGUAUCUAUAAUCAAUAGCGAUAGCUAGUGACUGUACACUUUACUGUGGAUGCGAGUUUGUUACGGCUGAAAAAUAGCAUUAACAUUUGUUAUGCAAUUUGUCAAGCUUUCAUAAUUAAUGCUCUUUAUACGAUUAUAAAUGCAAGAAAUCUUUCUUUUGUGCCAUGCAAGAUCAAAAUGUUGACUCACGCGUAUUUCCCUGUGACAGUACUUUUUGUUCUACCCUUUUUAAGCUUACACGUUGUUAUGUUAUGUUAUAUGGAUUGUUCCGUGUGACUAAGUCAUUUUUCCCCUAAGAGAAUUCUUGUUUUUGUCUUGUGAACAUUUCUUUACGAUGAAUGUGAAAAUAUUUGAAUACAUUCUAUGCGAUCAAGUGUUGCAAUAUAGUAUAAAUAACUAAUAAUCUACAUGUAUGCCUGUAGAAAGAAACUGUUACAGUACCGUUAUAAAUGUGUAUUUUCAAUAUUUCUAAUACUCUGUGACAGUGUAGUUUUAUUUUUCGAGUCAAGAAAUCCUCUUGUCAAUAUUUAUAAGUUAGAAUGUGUUCAUUUCCCUUCCUGGUUGGAAAUUAGACCGAAACUCACAGAUAAACUCGAGGCUCUAAGGUUCUGAAACCCCCCAAAAAGGGGAAUUAUAGCCUUUUAUCGAUCACUAUUUGUCUUUGACACUUUCAGUAUAUUACUGCCAUAUUUUCUUUUCAUUUGGUGGGGGGGGGGGGGGGUAGUAAGGUACAAGUCUAGGCCUAUGGGAAGUAUUUGUAUGACAUCACUAGAUAUUUGAUAUUAUGUUGACAAAAAUAUCCAGGGUAACUAUUUUUGCUUUCUUGAAAUCAAUAAAGACAGUACCACAUACCUGGUAUUUCAUUUCUGAUACUAGCAAAACUAUUUUAUCCACUUUUUUUCCACUUGAUGUAAACGAUGUGCUCGUGAAAAAAAAAAACAAGCAGAAAAAUUAAGAUAUUCACAUAUCAAAGAUAAAAAAAAAAUGAUGGAAUAUGUGGCUUUUUUAAACACUUCUUUGUAUGUAUAAUUUAUACUCUAUCAACCUAUAAAAAUAAUUUGAUAAAGUUGAUUUGAUAUCAAUAAAUAAGUUCUGUGCUUUAUCACGUGCUCAAUCAAUGUAACGUCACAAUGAACACAUUAGUAGAUCACAGAGAUCAUACAACACUAUCGAUAGAUUUUUCUUUUUUUUCAAGAAAGUUUAUUGAUUGUCAAGUCUCCUCUUCCAUGAAGUUUUAAACUCAUUCAUAUUUAACAUAUAGUUUAUAGACAGUAGCCAUGUCUACAAUUAUACUACUGGUAUUUCAAAAUUACAUUUUUUGACAUACGUGUGUCUAUAAUUUGUUCCAAUGUAUUUAAGUUUCAGCUAUUCACUUCAAUUAUACAUGUACUUCAAAAUAUCAUUUGUAUUUAAUAGAAGAGAAAAAAAAUCAAUCUUAUAUUCAAACCGAUUGUUCGGUUAAAAACAAGGUAACGUCAUGCUUAUAUUUUGUAAGGACUUUUUUUUUACUCAAAGAACUGAAUACUUGAAGGGGCAGAUAUUUUUUCAACAAUUCUCAAUUUCUAUAUUCUGAAAGGUGCUGUUUUCUCUACUUUAAUAUUACUUACUAGUAUUUAUGUUAAAGAUGCCUAUUGUGUUGUUGCCUUCUCUCAGUGUGUACUGGCAUUAUUUUUAUAUUGAAAUAAAAUAAGAUAAUGGUGGAAUUCUA